Messenger RNA from Puccinia graminis f. sp. tritici CRL 75-36-700-3, 579 nucleotides. RefSeq lists its product as uncharacterized. Lineage: Eukaryota; Fungi; Basidiomycota; Pucciniomycetes; Pucciniales; Pucciniaceae. The coding region runs from base 1 to 579 and encodes 192 amino acids. The record is from RefSeq and is a predicted model, not a curated record. The transcript has 2 exons.
AUGACAAAAUUGGAACAACGUUUGAACGAAUCCCAAGAAUUACUCGAGAAAUUGAAGAAGAUUCCUAACCCGCGUCAACCUGCUCAGACUCAUCUGAAAGUUGUCUCAGCGUCUCUUCUUGAGAAUCAACCCAAGAUUUGGACCAGCCCUUGUUACAAGAGACAUUUGCGUUUGAAUGAGAAUAAGAUGGGCCUAUCCAAGUGGUGUUUACUUUUCUAUGGCUCGUACUCCCUAACCCCCACCAUCCCUAUCAUCCUCCCCCAGAAACAUUUCGUAGAUAGGAAGGAUCAAAGAGGACGAUUAGACUCGAUAGGAAUCUCUAAUACGCUGAAUGCAUCAAUUCACGAGGAUUGGGAGGAACAGAGCGGGUUUCAUACCCCAACUCUAUCUAUUCAUGAAGAUGAGACGGACCAAAGUGGCCAUGAUCAAGUUGAAGUUACGUCGACCACGGCUACAAUAGCUACAAUGCAGGUUCCAGCAGAAGAGGAGGAGGGUAGGAGAAUCAGGGAUUCCCUAUUGUUGCCUAGAGUUACUGCCCUCGAUGAAGCAAUCAAUUCCUGGAGAAAGAAGAUUGCGUGA